AUGCCAAAUAGCAAAGAAGCGAGAAAAAAGAAUCAAAGACAGUUUGGUUGGUUAUAUGAGUUUCGAUCGUCCAGGCGGUGCGGAAAGGAUCGAGCCUGGCCCAUUCUGUACACGAACUACCUGUUGCGGUGCCUUGUCGAUGCGGUGGCCGUCUGCGCGAGGGAUUCGUCGAGGAUCACCUCGAUCACCAUCGACGGGAUCCCACUGUCUUCGAAGUAUCUGAACAUCCUCUACUCCGGUCUGCGGGACAACGAGAAGCUCACACAUUUGUCGCUAACGAGAUGCCGCAUCGGUGACGUUGGUUGUAACGCGCUGCUAGAAUGUUUGGCGAACGUUCCGAAUGUAUGUGUCCUGAAUCUGUCGGGGUGUCGAUUGACCAGGAGGAGUGCUGCGAGCUUGUCCCUGUUUUUGAAGAGAAGGAGGGCUGACCUGAUGCAGAACGUUUGGGCGGAGUCCCCUGUAGGGUCUCAUCGAGAAAAUUCCGUUAAGAAGGUUCAGGGCCUGCACACGUUGAUUCUGAAUCAGAAUCCAAAAUUCGGCGACAACGGCGUCCGGCAGUUAGUGUGCACUCUAAAAGUCGAUUGUUUGCUGAGAUCGUUGAGCCUGAAACGCUGUGGCAUUACGAAACAGGGCGCAGAGUACAUCAUUUGCGUUCUGCAGUCAAACCAUGUAUUAACAAAGAUAGAUCUCACUCGGAAUCGUAUACCCAUUAAUGUUCUUCAAGUAAUACUGAAACUUCUGAGACGGAACAAGGAUACAACGGAAGGAAAGCCAGCGAAGAAACGAUAUUUCGUGAACUGGAUUACGACGAACAAUAUUCGGAAGCCCGUAACUAAAAUCGAUAAACGCACGAUAGAUCGAUCGAGGAGACUGCAUAGAAAUAUUCUGAAAAAAUGUACGUUGAAGAGGUUCCCGAGGAUACAUGGACGACCAAACGAGCUUAAAGAAAAAAAGAAACGAUGUUCUCUGAAGAAGAAGCGUCUACGUGAGCUGCAGCGCCAAAUGCUGGAUAUAAUUAGUUGUAACGAUAAGCUAAAGGAAGAACUGACUAGCAACAAAGCGUUAUUGGAUGCACAGGUACAAGAACGUUCCAGAACAGAAAACGAGAUGCAGAGAGUAUCGGUGCAAUUGAAUGACCUCAGGAGCAAAGUCAUCAUGGUCAAUUGCCUUCGUUCGAAGCUUCACAAUGACAAUCAGGUGUUACAGAAGGAUCUUCGACAUUUUUUUGAGAAAUUUGAGAAGCUUUUAACGAUGAAACAAACUGAAGUCGAGAAAUUGGACGGUCAGGAUGAUUCCAGUGAACUUGAAUCUUUGUUGUUCCGACAAAAAGGAUAUACCGUAACGAAUUAUUUAGAAAAACAAUCUUAUUAUCCUCCAACGAGAGAAAUAAACAUAACGACUUUAGUGGAGUCGUAA
Messenger RNA from Dufourea novaeangliae, 1416 nucleotides. Its product is annotated as centrosomal protein of 78 kDa. The transcript has 5 exons. Gene Ontology annotation, cellular component: centrosome. Gene Ontology annotation, molecular function: protein binding. The record is from RefSeq and is a predicted model, not a curated record. Lineage: Eukaryota; Metazoa; Arthropoda; Insecta; Hymenoptera; Halictidae. The coding region runs from base 1 to 1416 and encodes 471 amino acids.